CUAAAAAGGUUGUGCCACCUGGACAAACGUUUACGGAAGGAUGCCAAGUUGAAGGAAAUAUAUUCCCAAACGAUCCGUGAAUAUUUGGAACUAGGCCAAAUGAAGAGGGCUUCCUCCCAGUGGAGCGACGUUGAAGAUCAAGGUGUAUUGAUGGCCAAGGGGGGAGCCACACAUUGCUAUUUACCCCACCAUCCAGUGAUUAAGGAAUCCUCGACAACAACAAAGGUGCGUGUUGUAUUUGAUGGGUCAAUGAAAACGAGCAAUGGAAAGGCGUUAAAUGAAGUAUUGGUGAUCGGGCCAAAACUGCAUCGGGAUCUACCGAGCGUGUUGAUUAACUGGAGGUCGUUGAAAUACGCAUUCAUGGCAGAUGUCGAAAAGAUGUACAGGUGCAUCAAUGUCCAUGAGAGGGAUGCUCAAUACCAAAGGAUUCUGUGGAAACCGGAUGAAGGCGAUCAAAUUGAGGAGUACGCAUGUUGCACGGUGAUGUUUGGCACGAGCUGUGCUCCAUAUUUGGCCAUAAGGGUCAUGCAACAAUUGGCCCAGGAUGAAGCUCAUAACUACCCGUUGGCUGCAGAUGUACUAAGACGUCAAAUGUAUGUGGAUGACGUUUUAUCAGGAGCGGAUAGUCUGGCUGAUGCCAAGGAUAUUCAAACUCAAGUCAUCGGGAUGAUGAAAAGUGGAACGUUUGAAUUACGUAAAUGGGCUAGUAAUUGCACACAGCUGCUAGACGGAAUCCCUCUGGAGCACCGUGAGACAAUGGGACCGGUACACCGACGAAGAGGAAUAUAUUAUCCACGAUUGCAAGGCUAUUCGAUCCGAUGGGUUGGCUAAGCCCAGUAACAAUAGUGGGACGGCGUCUUAUGCAGACCUUAUGGAAAACAAAACUUAAUUGGGAUGACCAUGUUCCGCUAUCUAUUCAAAGGGAAUGGGAGAAAUUCACACUGGAGUUGCCAAAUUUGUCGAAGGUGCAUAUACCACGGUAUAUAGCUUGGGGAAUGUCAGGCGUUAUUCCGCAGUUGCACAUAUUUUGUGACGCCUCCAUGAGUGCAUAUGGUGCAGCAGCCUAUUUGCGGAUGCGAAAAGAAGAGGAAUCUUUUCAUGUGGAGUUGGUGGUAGCAAAAUGUAAGGUGUCGCCUAUAAAGCCACAGCUUACAAUCCCACGAGCCGAGUUGUGUGCAGCAGUUAUGGCUGUCAAAAUAUUCAAAUAUCUAAAGGACCAAAUAAAUAUCCCAGUUGAUUUUUCAAAAACGGUUUUCUGGUCGGACUCAAUGAUCGUUCUGAGCUGGAUUCGAGGAGGAGCUACGAGAUGGAAGAUGUUCGUUGCCAACCGAAUCAGCAAGAUUUUGGAGCUAACCGAUGGGAAACAAUGGAAACACGUUGCCUCGGAGGAUAACCCCGCAGA
Drosophila obscura is the source of this 1402-nucleotide messenger RNA. RefSeq lists its product as uncharacterized. The record is from RefSeq and is a predicted model, not a curated record. The transcript has 2 exons. NCBI's taxonomy places the organism in Eukaryota, Metazoa, Arthropoda, Insecta, Diptera, Drosophilidae. Bases 100 to 831 code for a protein of 243 amino acids.